Molecule: messenger RNA, 1983 nt
Organism: Solanum tuberosum (potato)
Lineage: Eukaryota; Viridiplantae; Streptophyta; Magnoliopsida; Solanales; Solanaceae
Product: ATP-dependent helicase rhp16-like
Exons: 15
Coding region: 1-1983 (660 amino acids)
Biological process (GO): nucleotide-excision repair
Cellular component (GO): nucleus
Molecular function (GO): ATP binding; ATP-dependent activity, acting on DNA; metal ion binding
Source: RefSeq, a predicted model, not a curated record
AUGAAUGAUGUAGGAAAGGGUGGUGACCAUGUAUUGAUGUGGCAAAUAUGGGAAGAAGAGAACAAUAGGUGGAUGGAAGAAAACCAUACACUUUAUCUGGACUUCAAUAGUCAAAAUGAGUUUAUGAGUGAAACUGCUGAGCAACCAUCUGAUUUGAUCAUUCCCUUGCUGAGGUACCAGAAAGAGUGGUUGACUUGGGCGUUGAAGCAAGAAGAAUCAACAGCUAGAGGUGGUAUCCUUGCUGAUGAUAUGGGGAUGGGGAAGACUGUUCAAGCCAUGGCUUUUGUGCUUGCUAAACGCGAAAUAGGGCAAGCAAUUUCUAAUUCUACAGUGAAAGGAACCCUUGUUAUAUGUCCUGUUGUUGCUUUGAUUCAAUGGGUCAAUGAGAUUGACCGCUUUACCACUAUAGGAAGCAACAAAGUUCUUGUUUACCAUGGUGCCAACAGGGAGAAAGAUAUCAACAGAUUCGCAGAGUAUGAUUUUGUUAUCACUACCUACUCCACAGUGGAGACUGAGUAUAGGAAAAAUAUCAUGAUUUUGCACUCUAUGAAGUGGAAUCGUAUUAUUCUGGAUGAGGCCCAUUGUGUAAAAGAUAUACGCAGCAACACUACAAGAGCUAUUCUUGCACUAGAAUCUUCUUUUAAGUGGGCCUUAAGUGGUACUCCCCUCCAGAACCGUGUAGGAGAGUUGUACUCACUCGUCCGUUUUUUGCAAAUUAAUCCUUACUCGUACUACUUUUGUAAAGAUUGUGACUGCAGAGCUCUCAACAAUAGCUCAUUCAUGUGCCCACAUUGCCACCACAAAUCUACUCGGCACUUUUGCUGGUGGAAUAGAUAUAUUGCCUCACCCAUACAAUUUCAAGGAAAUCAUGGGAUUGGUAGAGAUGCGAUGGUUUUAUUGAAACACAAAAUUUUAAAAACGAUAAUGCUAAGGCGUACUAAAAAGGGAAGGGCUGCUGAUCUUGCACUUCCUCCAAGGAUUGUUACCUUGCGCAAAGAUUCUUUGGAUGCUAACGAAGAAGACUACUACACAUCAUUGCGCGAAGAAAGUCGGGCAAAAUUUAAUGCAUACAUUCAAGAUGGUACGUUGAUGAAUAACUAUGCUGACAUUUUUGAUCUACUCACACGCAUGCGGCAGGCACUUGAUCAUCCUUACCUUGUGGAAUACUCAAGUACUGUUGUGGAUAGAAGUGGAAGCACAAAUAAUGUUGGUUAUGUUGAACAAUCAUGUGGUUUAUGUCACGAUCUAGUAGAAGAUCUAGUUGUUACUUCUUGCACACAUGUCUUUUGCAAGUCAUGUCUGAUAAGUUUUUCUGCAGUUAUGGGACAAAUUUCAUGUCCGUCAUGUUCUAAAUCAUUUACAGUGGAUUUCACCGCAAAUGAUCAGAAAACUAAAGCAAAUAUCAAAGGGUUUAGGUCUUCAAGUAUACUGAGCAAAAUUCGUCUUGAUAAUUUUCAGACAAGCACAAAAAUAGAAGCUUUGAGAGAAGAAAUAAGGUUCAUGAUUGAAAGAGAUGGUUCUACAAAGGCAAUUGUUUUCAGCCAAUUCACAUCAUUUUUGGAUCUGAUACACUAUUCGCUACAAAAGUCGGGCAUCAGUUGUGUUCAAUUAGAUGGAUCCAUGACUAUCACUGCAAGAGAUUCUGCAAUUACAAAAUUUACAAACGAUCCAGAUUGCAUUAUAUUUCUUAUGAGCUUGAAAGCCGGAGGUCUUGCCCUGAAUCUUACAGUAGCAUCACAAGUUUUCUUGAUGGAUCCUUGGUGGAAUGCUGUCGUGGAGAGGCAAGCCCAAGAUAGAAUCCAUCGAAUAGGACAGUAUAAGCCAAUCAGGAUUGUGAGAUUUGUGAUUGAGAAUACAAUCGAGGAGAGGAUCUUAGAGUUGCAAGAGAAGAAGAAAUUACUUUUUGAAGGGACGGUGGGUGGUGCUUCUGAGGCCUUGGGGAAACUAACAGAGGCAGACUUGAAGUUCUUGUUUGCAACCUAG